This is a messenger RNA of Jaculus jaculus (lesser Egyptian jerboa), 1578 nucleotides long. Its product is annotated as beta-enolase. Gene Ontology annotation, cellular component: phosphopyruvate hydratase complex. The record is from RefSeq and is a predicted model, not a curated record. Bases 162 to 1508 code for a protein of 448 amino acids. NCBI's taxonomy places the organism in Eukaryota, Metazoa, Chordata, Mammalia, Rodentia, Dipodidae. The transcript is spliced from 2 exons. Gene Ontology annotation, biological process: glycolytic process. Gene Ontology annotation, molecular function: magnesium ion binding; phosphopyruvate hydratase activity.
GACAAGAUGGGAGACCCGAAGGCAGGUGGGACCCUAGGGUGGAGGUAGGGAGGUUGACCCCGCCGGGAGGAGCGCUCGUCUCGCCGGGGUGAGUCACCCGGCGCGGGCCACUCCGGAGCCGGCGGGAGGAGCCCGAGUCGAGCUUGCCAAGAGAAAGUAGGAUGAGUGGUGUUGAGAAUGGACUUAUGAGGACCCUGAGAGCCAUGGCCAUGCAGAAAAUCUUUGCUAGGGAAAUCCUAGACUCCAGGGGCAAUCCCACGGUGGAAGUGGACCUGCACACAGCCAAAGGUCGAUUUAGAGCAGCUGUACCCAGUGGAGCUUCCACGGGUAUCUAUGAAGCUCUGGAACUGAGAGAUGGAGACAAAUCACGCUACCUGGGGAAAGGAGUGCUGAAGGCUGUGGAGCACAUCAACAAGACACUAGGUCCUGCUCUUCUAGAAAAGAAACUAAGUGUUGUGGAUCAAGAAAAAGUUGACAAGUUUAUGAUUGAGCUGGAUGGGACAGAGAACAAAUCCAAGUUUGGGGCCAAUGCCAUCCUGGGUGUGUCCUUGGCUGUAUGUAAGGCAGGAGCAGCUGAGAAGGGAGUCCCCCUCUACAGACAUAUUGCAGACCUUGCAGGGAAUCCUGACCUCAUCCUCCCAGUGCCUGCCUUCAAUGUGAUCAAUGGGGGCUCCCAUGCUGGAAACAAGCUGGCCAUGCAGGAGUUCAUGAUUCUCCCAGUGGGAGCUAGCUCUUUCAAGGAAGCCAUGCGCAUUGGUGCUGAGGUCUACCACCACCUCAAAGGGGUCAUCAAGGCCAAGUAUGGGAAGGACGCCACCAAUGUGGGGGACGAGGGUGGCUUUGCACCCAACAUCCUGGAGAACAAUGAGGCCCUGGAACUGCUGAAGACAGCUAUCCAGGCAGCUGGUUACCCAGACAAGGUGGUAAUUGGCAUGGAUGUGGCAGCAUCUGAAUUUUAUCGCAAUGGGAAGUAUGAUCUUGACUUCAAGUCACCUGACGAUCCUGCCAGACAUAUCACUGGGGAGAAGCUUGGAGAGCUGUACAAGAACUUUAUCAAGAACUAUCCAGUGGUCUCCAUUGAGGACCCCUUUGACCAGGAUGAUUGGGGUACAUGGGCCUCAUUUCUCUCAGGAGUGGACAUCCAGAUUGUGGGGGAUGACCUCACGGUCACCAAUCCCAAAAGGAUUGCCCAGGCUGUUGAGAAGAAAGCCUGCAACUGCUUACUUCUGAAGGUCAACCAGAUUGGCUCAGUGACUGAGUCCAUCCAGGCCUGCAAACUGGCACAAUCUAAUGGCUGGGGAGUAAUGGUGAGCCACCGCUCUGGGGAAACUGAGGAUACAUUCAUUGCUGACCUCGUCGUGGGGCUCUGCACAGGACAGAUCAAGACUGGUGCCCCUUGCCGCUCAGAGCGCCUGGCAAAAUACAACCAACUCAUGAGGAUUGAGGAGGCUCUUGGAGACAAAGCUGUCUUUGCUGGACGAAAGUUCCGUAACCCAAAGGCCAAGUAAAAAGCUGAAAGACCAGACCUCACAGGACAGAUGCAGGCCUUCAAGCCCUUCUCCCUGAAAUAAACAUGGG